Phalaenopsis equestris is the source of this 669-nucleotide messenger RNA. RefSeq lists its product as uncharacterized. Lineage: Eukaryota; Viridiplantae; Streptophyta; Magnoliopsida; Asparagales; Orchidaceae. The transcript has 2 exons. The coding region runs from base 103 to 606 and encodes 167 amino acids. The record is from RefSeq and is a predicted model, not a curated record.
UCCCCUAUAUAUCCUCAUAACUUACUUUCUUCCCUUUUCCUUCUUCUCCUUCUCCAUAAGGGAAGAGAGAGAGAGAGAGAGAGAGAGAGAGAGAGAGAUAAUAUGGGUGGCAUUAAAACCGCUGGCGGUUUGCGGGCGCCGGCGGUCUGUUGCAUGUGCGGCGAUCAAGGUCUGUGUAGCGAGCUCUUCCGGUGCAGAGUUUGCCUGUUCAGAUCUCAGCACAGCAGAUACUGCAGCAAUCUGUACCCCAAAGCACAUUCUUAUCAAGCCUGCAACUGGUGUUUAAGAGAAGAAAUGAGAAGCAAUAAGCUCUCCUUAGCAGCAGAGCAGACUGUCUCUGGAAAUAAUAUAUCAGCACUAACUCUGACGCCAGUUGCUCAGAGGAGCAGUGGCUGUGGUAACUUAGCCGCGGGUGGCGGUCGUGGUGGCGGAGGACUGAAGCUCACCAACCGGUGUUUUUCACCACCUGCGAAGAAGCAAAGAUUGGCGUCGGCAGAGGGCCUGCGAGGCGGCGGUGAACAGAUUUCAACAGGGGAUAGGAAGGGGAGGCAGGGGUUCAGAGGUAGGGUUAGGAGAUAUAAGCUUUUAGAAGAGGUCAUUUGUUGAGAGAAAUGAAGAAGGUGUAAGUUGAAAUGCAAACAAAUGAGCUUCUUUAAAAAAAAAAGAAAU